GUCACAUGCAGACACAGCUCUUUUUUGGGAGCGGAGCCAUUUUUGCAGUGUGGUUCAGGGUGCUGCACUGUCCGUAUCUCCCAUUAUUGUGCCGUGCCUGGUCCCAUGGCUGCAUUAUGCCCGGAGCUCAGCAGUUGCAGCCUGUGUGUCCCCAUGGCUGCAGUUUGCAUUCAUCAAGGGCUGCAGCCUGUGUCCCUGCUGUUGCAUCGUGUGUAGCAGCCAUGCGUUGCACGCUGCGCUUCCACUUCUUCACUUCUGUUUUUUUCCUCUGCAUUUUGGAACGCAGCGGCGACACACAGCGGUGAGAGCAGAGAGACGCCACUUCAGCUGAUCAGCAGACUGACGGCCAUAAAUCUCGGAGGAGCAGCAGAGCACUCGGCUGCUGUCCUGGGGGGGUACCUUUAACUCCGGGCGAUCAGUGCUUCCCUCCACGCUGCGCUCCUCGCUGCCGCGCGGAGCAAACCUCCCCCGGCACAAAGGACGCACGCGGAACGUCUCAGAAGGCCGCACCGCUUGGCCCCCUGGGGCGGUGCUCCUCCCGGAAGUCAGCCUCGCUCCCGUCUGCGUGAAGGCGGUGCCACGCGAGGCGUGUCGGUGGUUUCCCGUCUCACCGGAAGUACGCAAUCGUCCCGCGACUGAGGAGGGCCGCCGCCAUGGUGCAGCUCGGUAGCGGCCUUCUGAAGAGCUAUCGAGGCGGACACGUCGUCAUCCGUUUCGCCCUCGGCGGCUGCACCAACCGGCCCUUCUACCGCAUCGUAGCGGCGCACAGCAAACGCGCCCGGGACGGGAAGUACCUGGAGCAGCUCGGCUGCCUCGACCCGCUGCCCAACGCCCACGGCGAGAAGGUGGCGGGGCUCAACCUGGAGCGCCUGCGGCACUGGCUGGGCUGCGGCGCGCAGCUGUCGCGGCCCGCCGAGAAGCUCCUGGGCCUGGCGGGGUUUUUGCCGCUUCACCCCAUGACGAUAACCAACGCCGAGAGGCUCCGGCGGCGGCGGCGACGAGCGCAGGAGUCCGUUGUGCCCCCUGCUGAGGGCGGCUCGCAGGAGCCCGGCGCUGCGGUCUGAGAGGCGCCGCGCAGCCCCGCGUGCGCACCGAGUGCCGUCCAGGGAGGAGCAACAAACACGACCAUCAAAUAUAACAGAAUAUCCCAGGUUGGAAGAAACCCACAAGGAUCCUUCAGUCCAACCCUUGGCUCUGCAUAGCACCACCUGAAAUUCAAACAUUUUGUCUGAGAGCCCUGUCCAGCUGCUUGUUGAAUUCCCUCAGUUGGGCUGUGACCACUGCUCUGAGGAGCCUGUUCCAGUGCUGGAAGAUACAAUGAUAUAUACAUAUUGACAUACAGCUUGAUAAAUACAUUGAUUUUUUUUUCCUUC
Messenger RNA from Tympanuchus pallidicinctus (lesser prairie-chicken), 1373 nucleotides. It is a transcript of the gene MRPS16, whose product is annotated as mitochondrial ribosomal protein S16. Bases 654 to 1064 code for a protein of 136 amino acids. The transcript is spliced from 4 exons. The record is from RefSeq and is a predicted model, not a curated record. Gene Ontology annotation, molecular function: structural constituent of ribosome. NCBI's taxonomy places the organism in Eukaryota, Metazoa, Chordata, Aves, Galliformes, Phasianidae. Gene Ontology annotation, cellular component: mitochondrial small ribosomal subunit; ribosome. Gene Ontology annotation, biological process: mitochondrial translation.